CGAUUUUAGGGACGUACCCAUGCAGGAAGUCAGUCGCAUUCAGCGCGUUUUGGUUGUGUACAUGCGUAACCGUCCCUCGGCAGUUACACUCAUGUCGAAAUAAAAUAAAAGUCGCCAUUGUAACAGCUUGAGAUAUGGCCACCAUGGAGAAAGAAACCCCCGCUAAAAAGGCUGCCGCGCCUUCUGUGUCUCAGAUUAAUGCUGAAUAUGUCACACAGUUGGCUAAUAAAUAUUGGGCUCCUCAUGCAAAGAAUAAACUCCCAUUUGACCCUAAGGUCAUGGAGGAUGUUUACGAAAAAGAGAUUCUCAAGUCCAAAUUUGCCAUCAGAAAAAUUAUGCUCCUUGAGUUCAGCCAGUAUCUUGAGAACUACCUGUGGGUGAACUACACUCCUGAGGUGUCCAGCAAUGCCUACCUCAUGUCCAUUUGUUGCAUCGUCAAUGAGAAGUUCAGAGAGAAUGUCCCAGCUUGGGAGGUGUUCAAGAAGGAGCCAAGCCAUUUCCCAUUCUUCUUCAAAUGUGUGAUGGAAGCUGUAUUGGCAGGCGAGGAGGCAGGCCUCACUCUGAAGGAACAAACCGUUCUGCUGGUCUUCCUGGACCACUGUUUCAACAGUCUGGAGGUUGAUUUGAUCAGAGAGCAGGUACAGCAGCUCAUCUCUCUGCCAAUGUGGAUGUGCCUUCUACCAUCCAGACUCCAACACGAGCUUAAGAAAGUUCCGAAGCUGCAGAAGUUCUGGAAUCUAAUCAAGAAGAAGUUUGAUAAGAUGGAUGCUGAUGCAACUGAGCAGGCAAAAAGAGAGAGGACCUUCCUCUCCUCUCUCAUUAAAAAGUUUCUUGGAGUUCUCAUGUCAAUUCCACAAACAGAGCCUGUAUCCAUGGACAAAGUACAUUACUGCGAGAGAUUCAUUGAACUCAUUAUUGAUUUGGAGGCCCUGUUGCCCACCAGGCGUUGGUUCAAUACAGUGUUGGAUGAUUCUCACUUGGUGGUCAGCUGCACCCUGUCCAACCUCACCAAGAGAGAGAAGGAGGGACACCUCUUCUGCCAGUUGCUGGACAUGCUGAAGUUCUACACAGGUUUUGAGAUCAGUGACCAGACAGGAACUGCCCUGACAGGGAAAGAGAUGACGACUCUGCACUAUGACAAAAUCACCUCCCUGCAGCGGGCGGCUUUUGCUCAUUUCCCGGAACUGCAAGAGUUUGCUCUGUCCAGCGUAGCAGCAGUAGACACACGAGAAUCCUUGACCAAACACUUUGGGCAUCUCAGUCCCAAUACGCUCCACCGGGUGGCGUCAUAUCUGUGUCUGCUGCCUGAGCUGCCUGAAGGGCAAGACACCACCUAUGAAAAGGAGGUUCUCCUUGAGCUGCUGGUGUCCCGUCAUGAGCGCAGAAUCUCUCAGAUUGAGCAACUUAACCAGAUGCCCCUUUAUCCAACAGAGAAGAUAAUCUGGGAUGAGAACAUUGUCCCGACGGAGUACUACUCAGGCGAAGGCUGUCUAGCACUACCCAAGCUGAAUCUCCAGUUCCUGACCCUCCAUGACUACCUGUUGAGGAACUUUAACCUCUUUCGUCUGGAGUCCACCUAUGAGAUCAGACAGGACAUAGAAGAUGUGGUGUGGCGUAUGAAACCAUGGCAAUCAGAGUACGGCGGAGUGGUAUUUGGGGGCUGGGCCAGGAUGGCUCAGACGAUCACCUCUUUUUCCAUAGUAGAGGUUGCCAAGCCCAACAUCGGAGAGAGCUGGCCUGCCCGUGUGCGAGCCGAUGUUACCGUUAACCUCAAUGUACAAGAUCAUAUCAAGCAUGAGUGGGAAGGACUGCGAAAGCAUGAUGUUUGCUUUCUGAUCACGGUGCGGCCCAACCUGCCCUACGGCACACGCUUCGACCGGCGCCAGCCCUUUGUGGAGCAGACUGGACUGGUGUAUGUGAGAGGCUGCGAGGUGCAGGGUAUGCUGGAUGACAAGGGACGCGUCAUUGAAGAAGGGCCUGAUCCAAAGCCUAAACUGCGAGGAGAUGCCAGAACGUUCCGUGUGUGGCUGGACCCGAACCAGUAUCAACAGGACAUGACCAGCAGUAUUCAGAGCAGCACCGAAGACCCAUAUGAGACUUUCAACAUCAUCAUGAGACGUAAACCCAAGGAGAACAAUUUCAAGGCAGUGCUAGAGACCAUCAGAAACCUGAUGAACACAGAGUGUGUCGUCCCAGACUGGCUUCAUGACAUUAUCCUAGGCUAUGGCGACCCAGGCAGCGCCCACUACUCCAAAAUGCCUAACCAGAUCUCCACAUUGGACUUCAAUGACACCUUUCUGUCACUGGACCAUUUGCGCUCAUGUUUCCCUGGUUACACCAUAAAGGUCACUGAGGAGAACCCCGAACUGCAAGUCUUCCCUUUCAGAAUCAAGUUUCCCAUCUCAAAUAAAACGGACAAAGGGAAGAAAAGAAAGGCUGAUGAAGAAGUGGAAGACAAAGAGGAAGACAUGACCUUGAUCGUUGAGCCUUAUGUUACCCCCAACCGGGGGCCAUAUCCCUACAAUCAACCCAAACGGAAUACGAUUCAGUUCACCCCUACUCAGAUUGAAGCCAUUCGAGCCGGGAUGCAGCCAGGACUCACCAUGGUUGUUGGACCACCAGGAACCGGAAAGACAGAUGUUGCCGUUCAGAUCAUCUCAAACCUCUAUCACAAUUUUCCUGAGCAGAGGACGCUCAUAGUCACACAUUCAAACCAGGCUCUGAACCAGCUGUUUGAAAAGAUCAUGGCUCUAGACAUUGACGAACGCCACCUCCUGCGUCUGGGCCACGGAGAAGAGGAGCUGGAGACUGAGAAGGACUUCAGCAGAUAUGGCAGGGUAAACUAUGUCCUAGCCAGAAGACUGGAGCUCCUCAGAGAGGUGGGAAGGUUACAGGAGAGCUUGGAUGUCCCAGGAGAUGUUUCAUAUACCUGUGAGACUGCUGGACACUUCUACCUCUACCAGGUGAUAUCUCGAUGGGAAGAGUACAUGAGUAAAGUCAGGCCUAAACAAGGCAAGAAAGUGGAGGUGCAAGCUGUGGCUGCACACUUUCCCUUCCACAAGUACUUCUCCAAUGCCCCGCAGCCUGUUUUCAAGGGACGGUCAUAUGAAGAGGACAUGGACAUCGCAGAGGGCUGCUACCGCCACAUCAAGAAAAUAUUUACCCAGUUGGAGGAGUUUAGGGCGUUUGAGCUGCUGAGGAGUGGACUGGACCGCUCCAAGUAUCUGCUAGUGAAGGAAGCCAAAAUCAUUGCCAUGACCUGUACACAUGCUGCACUCAAACGUCAUGACCUGGUGGAGCUGGGAUUUAAGUAUGACAACAUCCUGAUGGAAGAAGCUGCUCAGAUUUUGGAGAUCGAGACCUUCAUCCCCCUCCUGUUACAGAACCCAGAGGAUGGCUACAGCAGGCUGAAGCGUUGGAUCAUGAUUGGAGACCACCACCAGUUGCCCCCUGUUAUCAAGAACAUGGCCUUCCAGAAGUACUCCAACAUGGAGCAGUCUCUCUUUACCCGAUUUGUGCGCCUGGGAGUGCCCACCAUAGACCUUGAUGCACAGGGCCGUGCGCGUGCAAGCCUGUGUAACCUGUACAACUGGCGCUACAAACACUUGGGGAACCUGCCUCAUGUCCAGCAGCUGCCUGAGUUCCAGGUGCCCAACCCUGGCCUGACCUUUGACUUCCAGCUAAUUAACGUGGAGGACUUCAAUGGAGUGGGAGAAUCUGAGCCCAACCCUUACUUCUACCAGAACCUGGGAGAGGCGGAAUAUGCAGUGGCUUUGUACAUGUACAUGCGUCUGUUGGGCUACCCCGCUGACCGCAUCAGCAUCCUCACCACGUACAAUGGACAGAAACAUUUGAUCAGAGAUGUCAUCAACCAGCGUUGUGCCGGCAACCCCUUCUUUAGUCAGCCUAACAAGGUGACAACAGUGGACAGGUUCCAGGGUCAGCAGAAUGACUACAUCAUCCUCUCCCUGGUCCGUACCAAAGCCGUUGGACACCUGAGGGAUGUGAGGCGUCUGGUGGUAGCCAUGUCAAGAGCCAGACUGGGUUUGUACAUCUUUGCCCGGGUGUCGCUGUUCCAAAACUGCUUCGAGCUGACUCCUGCCUUCAACCAGCUCACGGCCAGACCUCUGCAGCUGCACAUCAGACCACACGAAUACUACAGCCAGGAACAGCCUAGAGAUGCCUCUGGACAGCCAGACCAAAUCAUCAAGAACAUGCCUGAGAUGGCCAACCUAGUGUACAAUAUGUACAUGCACAUGAUCCAGACCUCCCAGAAGUACAGACAGCAGCAACAGCAGAAACUGGCUCAGCCUCCGCAGCAAACCAAGACAGAUACUGUUGCUGAGAAAGUGCCAGCUAUCUCUGGGGAACCGCAGCAAGAAACCCCCAUGGAGCAGGAAAGCCCAGAAGAAGAGGCAAACUCGGAGCCAAACUCGGAGGACACCAGUGAGAAGAAAGAAAAUCCAGACACAGUAGACCAUGCUAAGAUGCCAGAGCAUCCCGGCAGAGACAGCGACAGUGACGGAGAGGACAGCGCAGAGGAGCAAGAGCAGUAGAGCGUCCACAUAUGUCUAAUUAAGGGCCUCAGUUAUUGAGGGGACUAAGUGGACUGUCCCUUAAGAAAAGAUUAGUGGGGAGUCAGUGAUUCUGAAUUUGUUUGCUACUGACAAAAGGAUCCAGCGAUAAUGUUUCAUUCACUUUUCUAGAACAUUUGAUUUUGUAACCAACAGUUUUUAUUAAAAAAAUGGAAAUUCUUUAUUGUCUGUGAUAUAUUUUACUGCACGUGCACCCACCAGGGCUUAUAAUACUCUUUAGGAGACUGUAAUCUAUAUCCCUCUCACACGCACACAUUGAGAGACAAAUACAGUGUAUAGUCAACACAUUUAAGCCUUGUAUCUCUCCGUCAUGAUACUUCCAUCCAUUCAUCUGCUUCUCUCCUCUGCUUUAAGCACAGCUGAAAUCUGAUUGGCUCAGCCUACACCAGCUACACAAGCUGCGACUAAGCUGCAUUUGUAGGUCAGUCACUUCACCCAAGGGCCAGUGUGCAUACUGGGGGAUUUCAACUUGCCUUCUGGAUGUACACAGUCACUCAACCAGCAAGCCUUAAAAUCCUCUGCCAUUCAUAACUUUGUGUUGGAAUACUAACAGCACAGUGCUCUGCAGAAAUAGUUCAUAUCAGUGUUGAGGUUUGACGACCAAUUUCAAGGAAAUAAUUUGAGGUUUCAAAUGUUUUUAUGUCAAAACAGUCAUUCAAAAGCUCCAACCUAGGUCUUAGUCAUUUAAACAUAAAUCCACUUAAAAUGAAGAAGUUAACACAGUCCACAGCCCUGCAGGCAAAAAACACAGACUGGAAAUUCAUUCAUUAUCAUGCACCAGAGGUUGGUUGCUGUUACAUCAUACCUCAGGCAGGCUGAGAGAACAGGUCAGCUGCACAGCUGCUCUUGCCUGGGCUGGUUUAAUAGACCUGAUGGAGAACCAUGUGUUGAUAGAUGUGGAGAGACACAUUUUCUGCAUUCAGUCAAGUGUAGAGGCAUGUAAGGGCUAUUUUUUCUAUCUACUGAGAGCAGGACACUCCAGGUUGAAGUGAGUGUUAAGGAGUAGUAGGCUAUGCCUUUCUGUCUGCUGAGGAGAGGAUUACAAUGGGAGGUUAGAUAAGGGAGAUAAUCUGUCGGCUGAGGCUGCACCUUCGAAUUACACAGGAAAAAGACCACUAUACUGUAUCACAUGAUUCUGAAGUAUCUUGUGUUUUGUACUGUAUAAAUUAACCUAUUACCUCAGUACACUUAUGUAGCAAUAACACAAAUGUGCGUUUUGUUCUGUCAUAUAUAUGACUAAUUAGUCCUCUUCAAACCCAUGACAGAGAGCAUACUUUUUCCUGAGUCACAUGAAUGUCUGCAUUGUGUAAUAUCUGCCCUCCCCUUAAGCCUUCCAGUUACUAACUUUCUGUUUUUCUUCCAGCUGGCCUCUUGAGAAUGUAGUUGCCUGUGGUACCUUGUUGUUGUAAAUUAGAGAUAACUGGUGGGAAGUGGCUACUGCUUGCACACAACAUCUCUGCAAGUCUCAAGCAGGACCUGGGAGACUGGAAGAAUUAGCUGCAAGCAAGAAGGAGAUCAGGACCUCACUCCCCGAACCUUUCUCUGCUGAAGGUGAACAUGUCUUUUAUACUCACACGACAGACUAGGAUGGCCAGUUGCGGGUCAUGUUUCUGGUGCAUAAUCUGGCUGGUGGUUCUGCUGUGUGUUGGCUGGCCCCUCAGCAUCGCCUUAGGGGGUCUCUAUGGCCUCAUCAGCCCACUGACCACCUGCCUCGGCCUGGACCGACUCUCCGAUCUACUCAUGGAGGGGGCCAACCUGGGCCGAACCUGCGCCAAUAACAUGAGGCACGGCAAGCCUUUGUGUUGAGAUCCAAACCUGGAGUACUCAGAACCAGAGAUCGAAAGGCCAGGUUCUUUCUUUUCUACAGAGGAAAUCCCUCCCUUUGAGGAGGACUGUUAAUGUCUGUUUUAUGUGGAGAUAUCCUGAGAUGAUUGGCACUCAAUACAGUGACAAACUCUUUAGCAACUUAUGUAACAAAAAGGUCCGGAAGGUCUGGAAAAUGGAUUGAACUCGUUCUGUUAACAUGUAAUUAACCAUGGAUUGCAAAUUUGUAUGGGUUUGUCAGGAAGGAAAUAGGCUUUGUGUUCAUGGUCUGUGUUUGCUGUUUAAUUCAUGAUGACACUGCAUGGAGAAGAUAAGAAUGAAAAUGGCAAUUUAACAAUGGAAAUGCUUUGACUUGUAAAUGACUGUAUGGAAACUUUUAAUACGAUUAAAACUGCUUUGAACUUGC
Molecule: messenger RNA, 6825 nt
Organism: Dicentrarchus labrax (European seabass)
Lineage: Eukaryota; Metazoa; Chordata; Actinopteri; Moronidae
Gene: aqr
Product: aquarius intron-binding spliceosomal factor
Exons: 37
Coding region: 135-4556 (1473 amino acids)
Biological process (GO): mRNA splicing, via spliceosome
Cellular component (GO): catalytic step 2 spliceosome
Molecular function (GO): helicase activity; mRNA binding
Source: RefSeq, a predicted model, not a curated record